Molecule: messenger RNA, 1315 nt
Organism: Diatraea saccharalis (sugarcane borer)
Lineage: Eukaryota; Metazoa; Arthropoda; Insecta; Lepidoptera; Crambidae
Source: the annotation of a GenBank genome assembly
GGCAAAAGAACUUAGCCAUGCUGCCAAAUCUUGAAUAGGUUGUUUUAUCUGACAGGAACAAGAAUAGCUUUUACGCAACUGAUUCAUAAAUCGGUCUGUGUUCAUACGACGCCAUUUUCCUUGUUGUAGGUGCAUCAAAUGUCAUAAUAAUUUUAAAUUUUCUGUUCAAAUAAAUUUAUUUUGGUUGUAGAAAUAUAUUUUUUUACAUUUAACUUUGGAGUAUUUUAUACUGUUUGUUUAAUACUAACUGAACAUUUACAUCGCCGCAGUUAUUCGUGAUUUCUUUGAGGUCGUUGUUUCAAGGAUCUCAUGUUCUUCAAAGAGGAUCUUCUUCAUAAAAGGUAGCGAGUUAUACGCCCACUGUUGCGUUGCAUCGUAAGAAUAUAAAGUGCGUAUUGUGCGUUUAUAUUUCUUUUAUGAAGGAAUGACACAUUGAACUGUAAGAUCGUGAGAGCAGUAGUACGUUUGGUUUGAUGGGACAAUGAGUGAUUCGCCAGGAGUGGAGUGGCUCCCAGCUUACAGCCCCGGACCACCGCGCCACAGCCCUUUAGGUCCUAUACCUCGGUUUUUAUACGAAGAUGUCCAACCAUUGUCUCUACAACAGGAAAAUAACAAUAAGGAAGGUGAUCAAAAGGAGAACUCAAAAAUAAUGCAUGCUAAACCAGCUUACAGCUAUGCCAGUAUGAUCAGACUGGCUAUUAGCAGUUCUCCAAAUGGCAAGAUGACCCUUAAUGAGAUUUACAAUUAUAUCUGUAAUGCUUUUCCUUAUUACAAAGAAGCUGGUAAAGGAUGGAUGAAUUCGAUAAGGCACAACUUGUCCCUAAAUAAAUGCUUCAUGAAAGUGGCCCGCAGUAAAGACGACCCGGGCAAAGGCUCAUACUGGGCGAUGGAUACCAGCCAGAAAAUGGCCGAAGUGACGCCGCGACGCCGUAGGAGUAUAAGGAUGGCGCCAUACAGUCCGGAGUGCAGUUCCAACAGCAGCGGCGCGGACGCGGCGGCCACGCCCCCCGCCACGCCCACCACGCCCACGCCUCCCGCCCCCACCUCCCCCACCUCGCCCCCUCACACCACGACGCUCACUAUCAAGCAGGAACACGGCGAAACAGUUGUUCCAGACACUAACCACACAGACGAUGCGUUGUCGAAACUGAUGAACGAGGAGCUGAUGACGGAUGUCGACAUCAGUACAGGUAACAUACUUACAAUAUGUUUUCACGAACUUAUUAAGGACUAUGCCUCUAUAAGAGUUACAAAUAGUUUACAUGGUUCUGUGCUUUUAAAAUUGACAUUCAAAUAAUUCGUUAUAUUGCUCUAC